Molecule: messenger RNA, 1434 nt
Organism: Zeugodacus cucurbitae (melon fly)
Lineage: Eukaryota; Metazoa; Arthropoda; Insecta; Diptera; Tephritidae
Gene: Paf-AHalpha
Product: platelet-activating factor acetylhydrolase IB subunit beta homolog
Exons: 4
Coding region: 195-872 (225 amino acids)
Source: RefSeq, a predicted model, not a curated record
AAUGGUUAGCAAUAAGAGAAGAAGCGUUAGAUAAACGUCAGACUAGUCUGCCGAAUUUCUUUUUUGUAAAUUUUAUUAAACUAUUACUAACCGGAAAUCUUUAUAAAAACAAAAUUUACGAAAACACCAUAGGUUUUUUCCAUAUAAUUUUAAGUAUAUUUAGGUAGUGUGGAAAUUGUUUCCUUAGUAAAAAAAUGAACCCCUGUGCUGUGCCCACCCAACGCCCGGACGUAGAUGGCGACGAACGCUGGAUUUGCAUUCAUCGUCGAUUUAUUUCUGAAUGUCGUGAAAAAGAUCCUGAUGUUAUAUUUCUGGGAGAUUGUGUGCUAGAAACGCUGCAGGAUUCGGAAACAUGGAAUGAAUAUUUUGCACCUAUGCAUUGCCUUAACUUCAGCAUACGUGGUGAUCGAACGGAAAAUUUGCUGUGGCGUGUGGAAAACGGUGAACUGGACAAUGUUAAACCGAAGAUUGUGGUAUUGCAUGUUGGCACUAAUAAUACGGAAAAUACGGCUGAGCAGAUAUCAGAAGGUGUAGUAGAAAUUGUGCAUAGGAUACGUGCGAAAUUGCCGGACACUUAUAUCGUAUUGCCCACAUUACUGCCGCGCGGUCAGUUACCAAAUAAAUUGAGAGAGAAAAACGAUGAGGUUAAUCGACUUGUCAAGGAAAAAGUGAUUGGUCUCAAUCAGGUGCAAACUGUUUGCAUUGAUAAGGGUCUGCUGCAGAUAGACAACACCAUUAGUCAUCACGAUAUGUUCGACUAUAAGAAUUUGACGAAUAGCGGUGCGAAAAAAGCAUUCGAGCCGGUACACGAUUUACUCUCACAGAUUUUAAAUGAAAAUGAACCAGAAAAAGAUUUAACGCCAUCCGAAUAGUUGCGUGCGUGCAUACGCCCAUUGGAACGUUAGGGUCCAACAAACUAUAACAACUGCAUUAUCGACAUUGGCAUCACACAAAAAUGAAAUGAAGUGAAGACUACAAAUGCCAGAUAUAAAGUUUCCUUGGCAGCUUAAAGCAGCAACUGGUCAUUUCUUAAAAUGCUCACAUACAAAAGCUAAUUUAUAUACAAAAACAAAAAAAGUAAAAAACAAAAAAAAAAUCAACAAAUAUCUCAUCACCUAAAAUAUAUUUUAUAUUAUUUAUUAUAUUAAUUUAACAUGCAUGGAUUCAUAAGAGCACGUAUAUAAGUAAAAAAUUUCCAAAGAGUAUGUUGGCCGUUGCGCUUGCAGAAAUGCAAAAAAAAAGAGAAAAUUAAUUAUAAUUAACUACUUUUGAUAGGCAAAUGCUUUGCAGAGAUCUCAAAAUCAAUUGUAGAAAACUUGGAAAAUAAACAUUCCACAUUAUGUAAAAAGAAAACAAAAUAUAAUUAAACAAUCAAUUAAACAAAUUGACUUUUAGCGCCAACAUACCAAAUCGUAAAAAAACAAACUAAAAUAA